Messenger RNA from Microthlaspi erraticum, 2370 nucleotides. Lineage: Eukaryota; Viridiplantae; Streptophyta; Magnoliopsida; Brassicales; Brassicaceae. The record is from the annotation of a GenBank genome assembly.
AUGAAGAUAAUAUGGAGAUUGUGUUUAAUCUUCUCCCUUUUCAACUCGGUGUCUGUUUUUGCUUCUCCUGUAAGGCACUUGUGUCGUCCAGACCAGAGAGAUGCUUUGUGGGAGUUCAAGAGCGAGUUCAUUGAAGUCCCAUUUAAUACGAAGAUAGCGACGUGGAGAAACAACACUGAUUGCUGUUCUUGGGAUGGUAUUUCUUGUGAUGAUAACACUGGUAUGGUCAUUGAGUUAGAUCUCAACUGCUCUGGCCUCUGGGACAGUAGACUCAGUGGCCCUUUGAGAUCUAAUAGUAGCCUGUUUAGACUACAACAUCUUCAGAGCCUUGAUCUUAGUUGGAAUUAUAUUUCUGGUGUUCUACCAGAUUCCAUCGACAACCUCAAAUAUUUAAGGGUUUUGAGUCUUAGUGGUUGCGAUUUCGAUGGAAAGAUUCCUUCUUCACUCAGAAAUCUUUCUUAUCUCACUGAUCUUGAUCUUUCUUUUAAUGAUUUCACUGGUGAGCUACCGGAUUCGAUUGGCAACUUCAAAUAUAUGAAGGUUUUGAAUCUUAAACGUUGCUCUUUCGUUGGAAAGAUUCUUUCUUCACUUGAAAGUCUUUCAUAUCUCACUGAUCUUGAUCUUUCUUAUAAUCAUUUCAACAGUGAACUACCGGAUUCGAUUGGCAACUUCAAAUAUUUGAAGGUUUUGAGUCUUAGUAGUUGCAAUCUAUUUGGAAAGAUUCCUUCUUCAAUCGGAAAUCUUUCUUAUCUCACUCAUCUUAAUCUUUCUCAGAAUGAUUUCACCGGUGAACUACCGAAUUCGAUGGGCAACCUAAACCAGCUGACAGAGUUACAACUUUGGCGGAACAAGCUCAGUGGGAAGUUUCCUCAUGUGAUACUUAAUAUGAGCGAGCUCACCUUGAUCGACCUUAGCUAUAAUCAGUUCCAAGGUAUGCUCCCGUCUAACAUGAGCUCACCUUGUUCGACCUUAACGAUAUUGGAGUCUUUAUUUUUACAUGAAAAUUCAUUUCAUGGAUCUGUGCCGUCGUCUCUUGUCAUGAUCCCUUCGUUGACCCACUUUGACCUAAGAAGAAACGACUUCAGCGGUCCUCUUGAGAUUGGGAAUAUCUCUUCACCAUCUAAACUAGAAGUACUUCGCCUUGGAGAUAACAAUUUCAAUGGGCCAAUCUCGGGUUCUAUAUCAAAGCUAGUCGGGCUAUGGUAUCUUGACCUAUCUUUUUGGAACACAGAGAAGGGAAUGGUUGAUUUCAGCAGUUUCUUGUAUCUCAAGUCACUUAACACACUUCACCUCUCUUAUCUGAAUACAAGAAGUAUAGUUGACUUGAGUCUUUUCUCACAUCUCAUGUCACUUGAAGACUUGGAUCUUUCAGGGAUUAAUCUGAGGAUCAGUCCAAGUCUCCAUCUUCCCUCAACCAUAGAACACUUGCAUCUAUCAUCGUGCAAUAUUUCUGAUUUUCCAAAAUUUCUACAAAACCAAACCAGACUGAUGUCUUUAGACAUUUCUGCCAAUCGAAUUGAAGGCCAAGUACCAGAGUGGUUAUGGAGUCUGCCAGAGUUGUGCUAUCAGGAGAACUCCCAAGUCUCUGAUCAAUGCACUCUCGAGUUUCUGAACGUGGAAGACAACAACUUCAAUGACACGUUUCCUCUCUGGUUGAGGUUUCUGCCGAAUCUACAGAUUCUUGUCCUUCGUUCUAACGAGUUCCAUGGGCCAAUUAUCUUCUCCUGGAGAUUCUUUGAGUUUCCCAACUGCGAAUCUUUGACAUUUCAGAAAAUCGCUUCACUGGAGUCUUGCCAUCAGAUUAUUUUGCUGGUUGGUGCAAUGUCAUCGGUAGAUUAUUUCCGAUGGGAUCAUUUUCAGAAUACUAUCAUAAAUCGAUUCCAAGGAGAUAUUCCGGAAUCCAUCGGUUUACUCAAGGAACUGAUUGUGCUCAACAUGUCAAACAACGCUUUCACUGGCCGUAUUCCACCAUCUCUAGCGAACUUGACCAAUCUCGAAUCAUUGGAUCUAUCUCAAAACCGAUUAUCCGGCAAAAUCCCACCAGAGCUCGGGAAGCUCACGUUUCUAGCGGAUGAACUUCUCUUACAACAGGCUCGAAGGUCCAAUACCGCAAGGCACUCAGAUUCAAAGCCAGAACAGUUCUGCUUUCGCAGAGAACCCCAGCUCUGCGGUGCUCCUCUCCAAGAAACCUGCGGCAGAAAAGAAAAAGAAGAAGCAACAAAGCAAGAGGAAGAAGAAGAUGAAGCAUUUAGCUGGAUCGCAGCUGCAAUAGGCUACGUACCUGGUGUUUUCUGUGGUCUCACCAUCGGUCACAUUCUCGCUUCAUAUAAACCUUACUGGUUCGUGAGGAUCUUUCACUCUUUUACUUAA